CCAUGUCCAGGCUGAAAUUCUUUCUUUUAACACUCUUUGUGAGUUUAUUUUUAUCUUCAGUUAAUGGGGACUAUUACUCAGCAAUCAGCGACCUGGAGAGACUCCUCGAUGUGGAGGCUUUUAUCGUGGAGAAGUUUGAUGAGUAUCUAGAAAGAGCUCAGCAAGAACAGCAGGAAAUUAAAAAAUUCCUUGACCAAGUAGAAGAACUGCAAAAGAAUCGAGGUGAUCUUGAGGAGUACUUCGGAAAUCCUGUAAAUGCCUUCACAACCAUUCGAAGGAUGGUUCACGACUGGAAGUUUAAUGUUUUUGAUCCCAUUUUGGAGUCAACCAACUUUGAGACCUACAAGAAGUCCCUGAGUGAGUCUACGGAUAAGAUAAAGUUCAAGGGACCCACAGAGGAGGAUCUCAAGGGAGCCACUCGUGGUCUGCUCCGCCUGCAGAAUAUCUAUCAGCUGCCCACAGCUCAGCUGGCAGAUGGAUUUCUUCCGGGGGAAAAGAAUCCACUAAAUGCCACCUUAAGUGCCAGUGACUGCCUCGAGAUUGGAAAGAAUCUCUGCGAACUAAAGGAGUACACCUAUGGCUCCGAGUGGCUGUUGGAGGCCAGAAUGAGAUUGCAUGGAGAACCUGAGGACUUUCUCUCCCCAAAUGUGACUGAUUUUGAGAUUCUGGAGCAUCUCUCGCCCGCCUUCAAAGGUAUGGGUAAUCUCAAGUUAGCUCACAAACUGAACAGUGAGAUACUGGAUAAGGUACCCAGUCACGAAGAGGCUUUAAAGAACAGGAUUUUCUAUGAGACUCAGCUAGCAAGGGAAAGAAAUAAAAAGCCUACUAAGCCAGUGAUUGUUCCUCAAAAAUCGGAAAAGGAACUAAAGGAGAGUUUCCAGCUGUAUAAACAAGUGUGUCGGGGUGAUCUUAGCCCAUCUCCUCGAAAACAGCGUAAACUUCGGUGCUAUCUGAGCCAUCAGAAUGUGUCCUACCAUCGCCUCUCUCCCUUCAAGAUAGAACAACUGAAUCUGGAUCCCUAUGUGACCUAUAUUCAUGAUGUAAUUAGUAACAGCGAAAUGGAGCAGAUUAUGGAGUACGGCAAAGGACGGAUGAAGCGUUCCAGGGUGGGUCAAUCUAUGAAUGCCACCACCACUGAAAUCCGGACUAGUCAAAAUACUUGGCUUUGGUACGAAGCAAAUCCUUGGCUGUCAAAGAUAAAACAGCGUCUGGAGGACAUCACAGGACUCAGCACGGAGAGUGCAGAGGCAUUGCAGCUGGUCAACUAUGGCAUCGGUGGUCAGUACGAGCCGCACUUUGACUUUAUGGAGAGUACCUCCGACUGGAAGGGUAAUCGACUGUUGACAGCUCUUUUCUAUCUUAAUGAUGUCCCCCUGGGUGGUGCCACCGCCUUUCCCUUCCUCCACUUGGCUGUGCCUCCCGUCAAGGGCAGUCUCUUGGUCUGGUAUAACCUUCAUCGUUCCCUACACAAGGAUUAUCGAACAAAGCACGCAGGUUGUCCAGUUCUUCAAGGAUCCAAGUGGAUUUGCAAUGAAUGGUUCCAUGAAGGUGGCCAGGAAUUUAACCGACCCUGCGGUCUCACCAGCGAUGAGGGAAAGUUCAAGGAGUUUGAGGAAAAAUAA
This is a messenger RNA of Drosophila serrata, 1622 nucleotides long. RefSeq names its product prolyl-4-hydroxylase-alpha SG1 (gene PH4alphaSG1). Gene Ontology annotation, cellular component: endoplasmic reticulum. The record is from RefSeq and is a predicted model, not a curated record. Gene Ontology annotation, biological process: peptidyl-proline hydroxylation to 4-hydroxy-L-proline. Gene Ontology annotation, molecular function: protein binding; iron ion binding; procollagen-proline 4-dioxygenase activity. NCBI's taxonomy places the organism in Eukaryota, Metazoa, Arthropoda, Insecta, Diptera, Drosophilidae.